UCGAUUCAGGACUGGGAAUCGAUUCAAUACAUUCGCCACUCCGGCGCGAGGCUUGUUCACAAUGGCCGACCAAGGAACGCCUGUGCCGUCGACCAAUCGGAAGAGGCGACGUGGCAAGGAGCCGGAGCCUGCGCCUCCCAUGGCCAGUCCCAACAGCAGCAGCAGCAGCAGCCAUUUCUCACGGAGCCUACCCGCGUGCGGGGUGGAGCGACUGGGAUUUCGUUUUUUCAACCAGCCUUGCGAGCAGCUCGCAAGGGCGAUGCUGGGGCAGAUCCUGGUUCGCCGCGUGCCCGGAGUGGAGGGGGCCCUGCGGGGGCGCGUGGUAGAGAGCGAGGCGUACCCGGGGGGUCUGGACGAAGCGUCGCACUCGCGCCACGGCCGCCGCACGCCCAGGAACGUGGCGAUGUUCAUGCCCCCCGGCACGCUCUACGUGUACCGCAUCUACGGGCUGCACUGCUGCCUCAACGUCUCGAGCCGCGGAGAGGGCUCAGCCGUUCUUCUCCGUGCUCUGCAGCCACUGGAGGGAGUAGCGACCAUGCGUUUGCUCCGCCAGAAGCCGCAACAGGCCAACACUAAUGUGGCCGUGGCCAUGUUGCCAGAUAGAAAGCUCUGCAAUGGCCCCGGCAAGCUGUGCCAAGCCCUGUCCAUCAGCUGUGCCCUCGACCGCACGGACGCCGCCUCGGAGGACUCGGAGCUGUGGUUCGAGAGGGGUGAGGGCGACGUGGGGGAGGAAUCGACGGUGGCGGCGAGGAGAGUGGGGAUCACCUCGGCCGGAGAGUGGGCCGAGAGACCGUGGCGGUUUUACAUCCGUGGCAAUGAAUGUGUGAGCGUGGUCGACAAGACAGCUGAGCAGUUGGCACUGAGGGUGACCCAAAAACAGGAUACCGGAGAUCAGGGUUAGGGGAGAGAUUUGUUUUGAGACUCAGCUCCAGGAGACCGGGUCUCAGGGUCUUGAGACUCGGCUCCAGGACACCAGGCAUCAGGAUCUUGAAACUCGGCUCCAGGAGACCGGGUCUCAGGGUCUUGAGACGUGGCACCAGGAGACCAGGUCUCAAGGUCUUGAGUCUCGGCUCCAGGAGACUGGGUCUCAGCGUCUUGAAACUCGGCUCCAGGAGACCGGGUCUCAGGGUCUUGAGACUCGGCACCAGGAGACCGGGUCUCAGGGUCUUGAGACUCGGCUCCAGGAGACCGGGUCUCAGGGUCUUGAGACUUGGCACCAGGAGACCGGGUCUCAGCGUCUUGAAACUCGGCUCCAGGAGACCGGGUCUCAGGGUCUUGAGACUUGGCACCAGGAGACCGGGUCUAAGGGUCUUGAGACUCGGCUCCAGGAGACCGGGUCUCAGGGUCUUGAGACGUGGCACCAGGAGACCGGGUCUCAGGGUCUUGAGACUUGGCACCAGGAGACCGGGUCUAAGGGUCUUGAGACUCGGCUCCAGGAGACCGGGUCUCAGCGUCUUGAAACUCGGCUCCAGGAGACCGGGUCUCAGGGUCUUGAGACUUGGCUCCGGGGUUUAAUGCAAUCAUACUCCAGCAUAUACUUUAUUGAACUUAAAUGCUGUUUUAU
Lethenteron reissneri (Far Eastern brook lamprey) is the source of this 1564-nucleotide messenger RNA. RefSeq names its product N-methylpurine DNA glycosylase (gene MPG). The record is from RefSeq and is a predicted model, not a curated record. Gene Ontology annotation, molecular function: alkylbase DNA N-glycosylase activity; DNA binding. Lineage: Eukaryota; Metazoa; Chordata; Hyperoartia; Petromyzontiformes; Petromyzontidae. Gene Ontology annotation, biological process: base-excision repair.